This is a messenger RNA of Alligator mississippiensis (American alligator), 5322 nucleotides long. Its product is annotated as cholesterol 24-hydroxylase. Bases 112 to 1614 code for a protein of 500 amino acids. NCBI's taxonomy places the organism in Eukaryota, Metazoa, Chordata, Crocodylia, Alligatoridae. The record is from RefSeq and is a predicted model, not a curated record. Gene Ontology annotation, biological process: cholesterol catabolic process. Gene Ontology annotation, molecular function: iron ion binding; cholesterol 24-hydroxylase activity; heme binding. The transcript is spliced from 15 exons.
CGAGCCGGAAACUCACAGCGAUCCGUCUUAAAACAUACUGAGCAGAGGAGAGGGGGGUCAACGCUGCCCAGAGACCAAGGCCAGAGGCCGGGUUGUGUGUUCUCAGAGGCGAUGGAUGUGCUGGGGGCCAUGUGGGGGCUUCUGCUCCUGUUGCUCUCAGUUUCCCUCCUGGCUUUCAGCUUUUACUGCUGCUACCUGAAAUUCAUCCACAUGAACUAUGAUCACAUCCCAGGACCCCCAAGAGAGAGCUUUGUACUUGGACACCUGCCAAUUUUCUGGAAAAUGCAGAGGAAAAAUGAGCUGUUGCAUCAACUCUUCAUGCAAUGGACAGAGACAUAUGGACCCAUUGUACGUUUCAAUGCUUUCCACAGAGUCUUGGUAAUAGUUUUCAGUCCUGAAGGAGUAAAGGAAUACUUGAUGUCACCAGAGUACCCAAAGGAUCGAACUGUAUAUGGUCAACUCAGUCAUUUGUUUGGGGUGAGAUUUUUAGGGAAUGGCUUGGUAUCUGAUCAUGACUAUGAUCAUUGGCACAAGCAGCGAAGGAUUGUGGAUCCUGCUUUCAGCCGAACCUACCUGAUGGGUCUGAUGGACACAUUUAAUGAAAAAGCAGAGGAGUUGAUGAAGAAGCUGGAGGAAAAAGCAGAUGGAAAAACAGAGCUUAGCAUUCUGAACAUGAUGAGCCGUGUGACUCUGGAUGUUCUUGCCAAGGUAGCCUUUGGCAUGGAACUGAAUGCACUGCAUGAUGACCAGACACCUUUCCCACAUGCAGUGACCAUGAUCAUGAAAGGAACAAGUGAGAUACGCCUCCCUUUAGCGAAGUACAUGCCAGGAAAACAAAAACUGAUAAAGGAGAUUCAGGAAAGCGUGAGACUGCUGCGCCGUGUGGGAAAGGAAUGCAUUGAGCAGAGGAGAGAGGACAUCCAGAAUGGAGAAGAAGCCAGAGUAGAUAUUCUUACUCAGAUACUGAAAGCAGCUGCUCUGGAAGAGACCAGAGAUGAUGAAAAUAUUCUGGAUAACUUUGUCACUUUCUUCAUUGCUGGUCAUGAAACGACGGCCAGUCAGUUGUCAUUUACAAUAAUGGAGCUGACUCGGCAACCUGAAAUAAUGGAGAGACUUCAGGCUGAAGUGGAUGAGGUUAUUGGAACCAAGAGAAAUAUCAGCUAUGCAGACCUUGGGAAUCUCCAGUACUUAACACAGGUUCUCAAAGAAUCCCUCCGAUUAUAUCCUCCUGUUCCUGGGACCGUGCGGUGGACAGGAAAGGAAAAUAUCAUUGAAGGCAUCAGAAUUCCAGCAAAUGUGACUCUAUUUUUCAGCUCGUAUGUCAUGGGAAGGAUGGAAACGUUCUUCAAGGACCCAAUGAAUUUCAAUCCUGACCGGUUCAGCAACAGUGCACCCAAGCCAUAUUUUUCCUAUUUUCCAUUUUCUUUGGGACCCCGUUCCUGUGUUGGACAGAUAUUCUCACAGAUGGAGGCUAAAGUGGUGAUGGCGAAACUGCUACAGAGGUUUGAAUUCCAGCUGGCACCAGGACAGAGCUUUGAAAUUGUGGAUACAGGAACCCUCAAACCACGAGAUGGUGUUAUGUGCAUACUGAAACCACGAAUACUUCAAAUAUAGUGGGAGGGGAGGAAAGGAAUGAAAUGGCAUCAAUGCUGGAGUUUCCCUCCGAUUAUUUAAAUUCUCUCACUAAUCCAGGGUUAGAUUUUCCAGUCCAUUUUAGCAGCUACUAGAUUGGAAGUUAGAUCGUUCUUCCCAUAAAAAGUUUGAAAACAUUUUGGAGGUGCAGUCAAAUAUCCAUUUAAACAUCUUUGGUCUGAAAACUGAGCAGAAACUUUGCAAAACAGACUUUUAGUUAGGGACUGCCUAUUCUAAAUUGAAGUGGAAAAACCAGAAGAAUACUUCCUUUCAUUAAAGCAGUAAUUCUCAAGCAGGACCCUGGGCACUCUGGGAUGCCAAUGGAUCUUUUAAAGGGUGCCAUGAGGUGUGAGUUGAUAAAUUAGGUGUUAAGAGAUAAGCAGAUAAACUAAACAGAUAAGUGCAGGCUCAGGCUUGAUGAUCUCCCUUUCCCACUGCCAGGCCUCUCAACAAGGAAGCAAGUACUGUAAUAUAUAAACUAGUUUUUGAAAUUGGGUGCCAUUCAAUUCGCAAAAGUGAUGAAAGGCUGCUUCACAUUAAAUGACUGCCUCAAGUCCAAAAAGGUUGAAAAUCACUGCAUUAUAGGUUACAAAUUUGGCAAAGGCCAGUCCUGGUCUAAUUUUUUACAGCUCUCUCUGGACCCCAUGACUCAAGCUUAAAUUCACAUAAACACUUGUGUAGAGGCACUUGGACCAAAUAGGUCUGAGUUUUGGGUGUGAAAAUUAGGGUCUGUUCUUCUGACCAGAUAAUUUUCCCUAUCUCCAUCUGUGUCCUCACCUGUGAUAGUAACCUACUGGGGAAAAACAAUGCCUCAGUAAACAGAAAUGCUUCCCUUUCAAGACUGUCUCAAGUUUAUUCUCUUACCCAGAGAAGGUACUUAGGGUAAAUCCAAUAUUUUUUAUUAGACCAACUCAGAUAGUUGGAAAAAUUCUUCUUAGCAAGAUUUCGGGCACAAACACCCUUUGUCAGGCUGAGGAAGCGUCUGCAGAUGGUCUGUGCUCUUCUUCUCUUGCCCACUACUUCCACCAGGUGGUAGCCUUUCAUUUUUAAUGCAGGAGCAAGCCAGGAUUUUCCAGACCUGCUAGUUGCUGAAGAGCAAAUGUAUCCUAAGUAGGGUGGCCAUCAUAGAGGACCACUGCUUUUGGUGGUUUUCUGCUACUCUGUCCUCCAUUGAUAUGAAACCAGACGCCUUUAUGUCCUCUAUUUUUCUCUUGAAAAUUUCAAGAGAAAAAUAGAGGACAUAAAGGUGUCGGAUUUCAUAUCAAUAGAGACCAGAAGACAACCGGCCUGUGCUCUAUGAUGGCCACGCUAGUCCUAAGCUAGCCCAGGAAGUAAACUGGGGUGGGGGGGACGACACCCCUGGAGCUGGACUGACACUGUGUAUGAACUCUGUUGCAGAGCACUGAGGUGCCCUGCUCCUAAAGAGGGAAAAACUGCCAGGGAAAGAGCCCUAGCAGUGAGUGAGGAGCUCAGCUGUGGGUUGCUGGGGCAACCAGGGAAGGUCAGCUGACCAGAAGGGGCAGGGCCUGGCUCCCUUAUAAACCCUAGGGGCUGGGGUCAGAGGCAGUUCACUGCCAGCAGCAAAAGAGGAAGGAGCUGUCUGUCAUGGGAGAGAGGAGAAGCUUGAUACUGGAGCAGCAUCCAACGUUGUUGAGAGCUAAGGGGGCACCAGUAGGAUUGCAUGUUGUUAUGACCGGGCGGCUUCUGUUUAAGUUAUAGCCGAUGGGCUUGCAUUUUGUGUUGCUGUUUAUCACCGGUGGUUUGGGUGAGGCUACUAGGGGUUGGAGGAGGACUCAUAGGGGACCCACAGCAGAGUGGGGACCCCAGCACCAGUGAGGGCGCAGCAUUUGGGGUACAUAGACCCCAGCCCCAGAGAAGGGGGUGUUGCUGAGAAGCCCCAGUGUGGGUGUGGUCAGCCCUGGAGAAGGGGGUAGCAUUACUGAGAAGCCCCCAGAGGAGGGGCAGUGCUACAGAGAGAAGGCCCUAGAGAAGGUGGCCUUACUGAGGAGCCCGGAGGGAGGGCACAGAGAGGGGGACGGGGCUGCGGAGGCCCAAGUGCCAGAGGGGGCGUGAAUACCAAAGAGAAGGACAGAACAACGUCCAUUACAUCUGCGAGGCUUGGUGCGUGGUAUUGGGGUGGUAGGAGCCACGUAUAGCCCCUAAGGCUAGGGUGCCCCUUACAGCACCAUUUAUAGAACGGGACCCCCAAGGGGUCCAGGAAACCACAGGGUCAUAGGAUCCAACGAGAAAUGACUAAGAGGGCAUAAAAAGGCAGCCUCCCUAACAUAUUUGAACAUCAAAGACAUGGCGGGCAAGAAUUUGAGGGUGCCCUUGGGCCAACUUGGCAUGGGAAGGGGGGCCUUGAGGAGAUCAUGGCCCUCCUGCAAGACCCCGCCUGUGACAAACUCAUUUGGUCUCCUGCCUCUGGUAUGGCAAGUGGUCUCCCUCCCUCUGGGAAAACAACUGUGAUGGUUCAAGCAUGUGCUGAAAAACAGCUCCCUGGGGCCUUGUGUGCCAGGUGAGAGUGUGCACACACUGACUGGGUCAGGUAGUAUUAAGUAACUUGAAGUCCAAAGCCAUACAAGAUGCAGCUAGGAGUGACUGUUUACACCAUCUCCUUGUUCUGGAACAAAUACCUUUGCUUUUCCAGGAUUCAGCUCCAGUAGCCUGCUUUGCUGGUCGAAGGUAGGAUCAGCAGAACAAAGAUUCUUACCGCACUUGGCUAUCUCCUGCUCUCUCUUCCCCAGCCAGGGAAGGAGGAGUCCUAGUCUUAACAGAUAAGAGGAGGAGAAAGAGAUAUGAAGGGUUUUACUCCCCAUAUGUGACUGAGAAGGGGCACAAUCUCAGCAUGUACAAGUGUCAGUGGUCUGGAACGACAGGGAUUUCUCAAGUGAAAUAGAGCAGCAAGCAUCAGACUCAGCAGUGCUAAAUAAACACUAUAGCAUCCACUUGCAAGCAAGAGCCUGCCUCCAAAUAUAAUGGUCUCCUUUCACCCUUCCCCUCCCAGCUAGAUGAGCUUGAAGACAGACAAAAACUCUCAGGAGAUCUGGUAAGAAACAGCCAGUAUGAGCCAAGGCAGCAGCUGCAUCAGAGACCUUGGGACAUGAUGGACACCAUCCAUUCCCAGCUGCUUCCUACAUAUUUUAAUUCAGACAUUCUUCCCCUUUUGCAGAUUGAGUAUUUGCUGCAAAUUUUGUCCACCUUUCACAGGCUCUUUUUUUUCCCUCUAUUUCCCCUCAAUACCUUGUCUUUGCGCACAGACUUUGUGUAAUGCCUCUGCCCUGCUAGACCUAUUUUUAGUCCUGCCUUGUUAGGAAAUGUCAUUGCUGGAACACUGUAGAUGGCAGACGUGGUCAGGAACUGAAACACCACAAUGACAAAUGCAGAUGGUGGGCCUAGCAUAAGCCUAAAUGAUGGAGAACAUGUACUUAAGCUUCCUUAAAUUGAAAUGCUCAACGUAUAAUCAGUGAGCAGUAGUGUGGAAAAGUAGAAUAAAAAUCUGUUAGUCAAGGCCACCAUAUUGGACCAGGCCAGAUGUGGAUAAUUGUUUUUUGGAAAACACUAAUACUAAUUACAGGUAACAGCUGUAGUACCUUGAUGUUACUUCUUUUGAUGAUAAGAAGUGAAUUAUGUGUAGCAUACUAGAGUGUUCUUAUUAACUAAAUAUGGUAAAGUAGAAGUGUAAAAUCA